AUGUUCCUUAUCGUCUUAAUAGGCUUUUGGCUGCAUUUAAAAGUUCUUCAUCUAUUGGCUAUCGUGCUAAAAUUUACUGUCGGAAAAUAUUGUUUUUCUAAGAGGAAACAUUUGAAACGUGCUGGUGAAUGGGCAAUAGUUACUGGUGCAACGUCUGGGAUUGGUAAAGCCUAUGCAGACGAAUCAGCUAAAGAUGGUUUAAAUAUUAUGCUGAUUGGUAGAAAUGAUCAGAAAUUAUCCUCAGUUGCCAGUGAAUUAUUCAACAAAUACAAGACUGAAACCAGAAUUGUUGUUGCUGAUUUUACAAUUGAUAACGUAUAUGAUACAAUUGAAACUGAAAUUGAGAAACUCCCCUCCGUUGCCUGUUUAGUCAAUAAUGUUGGAAUGACGCAUGAAACAGAUUCAUUCAUAUCAUCUUCAUGGUCAAAUAAUAAGGACUUCAUCAAAACCAUCAUCCAUUGCAAUACACUGUCAACAGCAACAAUGACGCGCAUAGUAAUGCCAAAAAUGUUAUCACAAAAACAGCCUAACCCAGCUAAUAUCAACGUGACGUCUUACGCUGGUCUAAAAGUUUUUCCUUAUAUUUCGAUAUAUUCAGCGACAAAAGCCUUUGAUAUUCAGUUUUCCAGAUCAAUUGCUGAAGAAGUUUAUAAUAAAAAGAUUCUAAUACAAACUGUCUGUCCACUACUUGUCGCUACACCGAUGGCAAAGAUUGACAAGCCAACAUUUUUCAUACCGACUGCAGAAACAUAUGUGAAAAGUGCACUGGACAUGUUAGGCGUAGAAAGCUUCACCUAUGGUUAUAUUCGUCAUGACUUAAAGGCAUUUCUAUAUGACCUGCUACCACAACCGAUUUGGAUAGCGUUGAUCCACAUUAGAGUGAAACUAAUGAAGAGAAAACGAAAGUGA
Molecule: messenger RNA, 909 nt
Organism: Trichobilharzia regenti
Lineage: Eukaryota; Metazoa; Platyhelminthes; Trematoda; Strigeidida; Schistosomatidae
Source: the annotation of a GenBank genome assembly